Closterium sp. Naga37s-1 is the source of this 1572-nucleotide messenger RNA. The record is from the annotation of a GenBank genome assembly. NCBI's taxonomy places the organism in Eukaryota, Viridiplantae, Streptophyta, Zygnematophyceae, Desmidiales, Closteriaceae.
AUGGGCGUGGAGAGCGGGAAGAACGGCCUUGCGACGUAUUACCGAGGAGCAAUCGAGCAGAUCGAUGUCAACCUCCGAGAGAAGACCAAGAAUCUUCGUCGGCUCGAGGCUCAGCGAAAUGAGCUGAACGCGAAAGUGCGGGCGCUGAAGGAGGAGCUGCAGCUGCUGCAGGAGCCGGGGUCGUAUGUGGGCGAGGUGGUCAAGGUCAUGGGCAAGACCAAGGUGCUCGUCAAGGUGCACCCCGAGGGCAAGUACGUGGUGGAUGUGGACAAGGGCAUUGACCUGACGAAGCUGACGCCGAGCACGCGCGUGGCGCUGCGCAACGACAGCUACGUGCUGCACCUGGUGCUGCCCAGCAAGGUUGACCCACUCGUGUCGCUCAUGCGCGUCGAGAAGGUGCCCGACUCCACCUACGACAUGAUUGGUGGCCUGGACCAGCAGAUCAAGGAGAUCAAGGAGGUGAUCGAGCUGCCCAUCAAGCACCCGGAGCUGUUUGAGAGCCUUGGAAUUGCCCAGCCCAAGGGAGUGCUGCUGUAUGGUCCCCCCGGCACGGGCAAGACGCUGCUGGCGAGAGCGGUGGCGCAUCACACGGACUGCACGUUCAUCCGUGUGUCGGGGUCAGAGCUCGUGCAGAAGUACAUUGGCGAGGGCUCUCGCAUGGUGCGCGAACUCUUCGUCAUGGCCAGAGAGCAUGCGCCGUCAAUAAUUUUCAUGGACGAGAUUGACAGCAUCGGGUCAGCGCGCAUGGAGUCGGGAAGUGGCAACGGGGACAGCGAGGUGCAGCGCACCAUGCUCGAGCUGCUCAACCAGCUCGACGGCUUCGAGGCCUCCAAUCAAAUCAAGGUGCUGAUGGCAACCAACAGAAUCGACAUCUUGGAUCCAGCUCUGCUCAGGCCUGGCCGCAUCGAUCGCAAGAUUGAGUUCCCCAACCCAAGCGAAGAGUCUCGUGUGGACAUUCUGAAGAUCCACUCUCGCAAGAUGAACUUAAUGAGGGGCAUUGACCUUUCCAAGAUAGCUGGGAAGAUGAAUGGAGCAAGUGGUGCUGAGCUCAAGGCUGUUUGCACAGAAGCUGGCAUGUUUGCACUACGGGAGCGGAGGGUCCAUUUACGCCACGACGCCAUGGCCCUCGCGUGCUCCAUGUCGUCAGCAACAUCCACAUUGAAGCUGUCCCUCGCUCCUCCCAGAAUAGCCUCCACUACACGCCGAUGCACCGUCAUCUGCCAAGCUGAGCCCAUCCGGCGACCAGGUCCCGUCGCUCCGCAAUCAGCGGACGCUCCAGCAGCCGCGGCUCCUGCCAGUCCGUCCUCCGCAGCGGCGACUGUUCCGGCAGGCGUGACGGUGGAGUAUCAGCGGCAGGCGGCAAAGGAGAUGGUGGCGUACUUCCAGGAGAAGAAGUACGAGCAGGACGUGCGGGACGGGAAGGUUCUCGGCUUCACCACCAAGAAUGAGAUCGGCAACGGACGAUGGGCUAUGUUUGGUCUGGCAGUGGGUCUGCUCACAGAAUACGCCACAGGGGUGAACUUUCCGGACCAGCUCUACAUUCUGCUCUCCAAUUUUGGCAUUGUUGACUAA